This is a messenger RNA of Microthlaspi erraticum, 2667 nucleotides long. The record is from the annotation of a GenBank genome assembly. NCBI's taxonomy places the organism in Eukaryota, Viridiplantae, Streptophyta, Magnoliopsida, Brassicales, Brassicaceae.
AUGGCGAGAAGAUAUAAUUCUCCGGCGAAUUCAAAGGAUUUCAUGCCAAACGGUUUCGAAUCUCACGGGAUGACUUACGGCGCUCAAUCGCCGGUGUUGUUUCAAUCGGACGGUGAGGUUGCCAAACCGACGACGACGACAACGAAAUUGGAGUUUUUGAACGGCGAAUUAGAGAAAUUAUGUGGAUCAUCGUUACAAACAGAAGCUCGAUUAUCGGCAAUGGAUGACAAACUCACACGGAUGAUAGAAUCAAUGGAGAGGAUUGUAGGGAGAGAGAUUGGUGGAGAAUCUCAAUCAUCUACGGUACCGGAAUCUUCACAUACUCCGAUCCAGGUACAUAACUCUCCUCUGGAACAGAACCGGGAAAAUUCAUGGUUAGGUUAUCGAUCUGGGCAAUUGAAUGUGGCUAAUAGAGAUAGUAUGCUCAAGAAGUUUGAGAUGCGUAUGUUCACGGGAAGGCAACCGUAUGUUUGGCUCAUUGAGUUUGAGAGAUUCUUUCACAUUGGCCGAUACUCCGAUGGUGAGAAACUAGCUUUGGUUGCACUGUAUUUGGAAGGCAACAUACGGAAGUGGUUCUAUUGGGAGUCGGGACGCAAGGGUUUUAAAGAUUGGUCAGAUUUCAAGAAGAAAUUGGUUUUGAUAUUUUCUGAAUCAAUUGAGAAUUUGGAUAUUGCCAACCAUGAGAUGCCAUCAUUUGAUGGAACUAUUCCGUAUGUGUGGCUUCAGAAAUUAGAGAGGUUCUUUCACAUCUACGACGAUAAAGCAAAACUUGGCUUGGCAUCUCUGCACUUGGAAGGAGUUGCUCGUAAAUGGUUCUAUCGUGAGCUGAGUAAAAGAAGAUUUCUGGAUUGGACUGACUUUAAAUGCAGGCUAAUGGCGAGGUUUGAUCCGGUUAAGAAUGAUUCUCCAUCAGAGGUGAAACUGAAAGAUGAAUCGGUUUCACGAAGAGAAGACGCUCAAGAGACAGAGUUUCAAGAGACAGAAUCGCUCUCACAAACUCAGAUUGAUACUGUUCAAGAAGCAGAGUCGUUGUCUCAUCAUGAAGCGCUUGAAACGGGAUCACUGAUGCAAGAUUAUGAUCCGAAUUCAAGCGGAGGAGCUGUUCAUGAAUCAGUUCCACUUAUAUCAGAAGCAAUUGCAUCACUCGGAGGAGCUGUUCACGAGCCAGAAUCACUAAAUCUACAUGUCAAUUAUGAGAAAUCUAGUGGUAGUGUGUCUUCUUUGGUACAGACUUGCUGCCUUACCCAUCCUGUUUCAGCUUCACCUAUGGAGCGCAGCAAUCCAACGAAUUAUGUGGUGGUUAGUGAGAUUGCAGUUGAAGAAAGUGUAAAGAUGCCUCAGAGUUGGACUCCUAGAUUGAAGCCUACGUAUACAUUUCAACUGUUUGCUUACAAGCUUAGAAGAGUUACAAAUAAGAACAUGCAAAGGAAGAAUCAUAAGACUUGGCGAUUCAAGUUCAAACGUGGAGCGGAAACUAAAGCCUUUCAUUCUGGUUUUCCAUAUGUCAAGAGGAUGCAAAACUCAUAUACGUUGUUUGAAGGAAUGUUCUUUGAAACACACAUACUACACCAGAGGAAGAUGAGUUUAUCUCCAACGUUUUGGAUGUUUAACUACACACCUAAGGUGUUAAGAAAGGGAGCUAUUCAAGUUUUCGAAGUUUCAAGUGAUAAGGUUGGAUUGAUGAGGAAGAGGACGCCACUUCACAACUUUAAUAUGCUGCAGCAUUUGAACACGUCUCCGUUUCGGUGCGAAAUGACGGCUUGUCACGACAGAGCGAAAGAAACGUCAAAGGAAUGGCCUGCAAGUGAGAACAACGAUGCUACUGAGAUGUUUCAGUUUCUGCAAAUCACAAAACCCGUAACUGUUACUUUGAGGUUAGCUCAGCCAAUAUCUACUGCUACUCAGGUGAAGGAUACAGAGAUUUGUAGCAUUCAGAGGCCAUCUUCUUCUGUCAGACGUUGGACUUUACAACUUGAUACUCAUUUGUGGCAUCGAUGGAAGAACAAGAUUGGGAUAUUACAGAUUGUUUCAGAACUGGUGCUGCCGAAAGUGGAUCUGUUUCAGGUUACAAGGUGGAUCGUUUUGCUUAAUGCAAGCUUGAGGUCAAGCUUGUUUUCAAGGGAGGGAGUAUACAAGGGACUAUCUACUUGUAUAUUAAUGGUAGAUGUGCAGAUUUGGUUGUUAUCAACAGCAAGUGAGUAUGAUAUUCUCAAGAGAAAUGCUAGAAAACAGAGGGAGAAGAAAAGGUUGAUUACACAUCUACUGCAAAUUCUGAUACAACAAGAGGAGAAAUGGAAAUCGUUUUACAAAUCAAGAAUGUUCAAGUAUAAACGAAUGGUGACUGGAUACAAAAGCUAUUCUGCAAUCAUAGGGACCAAGAGGCAGAGCUCAAAACUGUCACUAGCUCUUAAGUGGGAAGGAGUGUUGAAUUCAGUCUCAGCUGCCAUUGAUCCAGCGAAGGUCUUUCCGGUUGCUUGUGUUACAAUUCUAAACAGUAGAAGAGAGUGGCAGCCACUUGAGUUUGAUCUUGAAGGUUAUGGCUUCGGUUUUUUCAUACCAAGCUUGAGGGCAAGCUUGUUUUCGUUGGGGAAAGUAUUGAUAAGCUUCACCAAAAUAAGAAAUAGAAAGCAAAGUCUCUGGUUGAAGGAGAGGGUUUGCUGUUACUGA